AUGGUGUACCGAGUGGAUUUUGAGGCUGACAAUCCUGAUCUUUCCUGCUUUCAAGAUGCUACUCUUCAAGAAAUCAGAGCGGCAGUCCUCACUGAUCCAGAAAAGAUCGAGGUACAAGCUCUUGUUGAAUCUGGUUGGCCAGCGCAGAAAGUUUCUGUUCUCGUUCCAGCACAACAAUACUGGUCUGUCCGCCAUUAACUCAAGUCACAUGAUGGCCUAUUGUUUAAACAAGAUCGGGUCAUCGUUCCCUGUUCCAUGCGCCAAACCAUUCUGAACAAGCUCCAUGCAGCCCAUCGUGGUCCUGACUUCACCUUACGUCAUGUUCGUAGCUGUGUGUUUUGGCCUGGUCUCACCAGUCAAAUACGACCAUGUGUAAAACUUGCAUCACCUGUGCACAACAUACCCAACAGCAUCCUCGAGAACCUCUCCAGCCUUAUCCAGUUCCCACCCUAUCCUGGCAGCUGGUCUCUCAGGACUUGUUUGAGCUAAAUGGCCGUGCUUAUCUAGUGACAGUGGACCACUACAGUGACUUCUAUGAAAUCGACAGGCUUCCCACAAUUCAGUCUUCAGCAGUCAGUCAAGCAGUCAUUCAAGUCAUAAAGAAGCGUUUUGUCGCUAUGGUGUCCCACACACUCUUAUAACUGACAAUGGGACCCAAUUUACCUCUGAUUUAUUUAAGACAUUUGUAAACAAUUACAACUUUUAUCAUAUCACAUCCUCUCCAUACUGGUCCCAAUCCAAUGGUCGUGCUGAAGCAGCCGUUAAAUCUGCCAAACACAUCCUGCUUACUGCUGAUGAUUUCGACCUGGCAUUGCUGUCUGUCCGCAACACUGCCCCUGCCGGACACAUGUUCUCUCCAGCCCAACGCCUUUUUGGCGUGUGCUCCGCAGUAAUCUCCCUCAACCAUCAUCCACUUUGCUGCCGUCUACACCGCCACAUGAUAUUGUUGUGAAGGACCAGACCGAGCGCAAGUCGCAGCAGAAACGUGCUUAUGAUAAACGGGCAGGACCACCACUUCCACACCUUCUACCUGAAACCAAGGUCUUUGCCAAACCUCCCCCUACCUCUUCAGCUAAAGCUUGGAUUCCUGGCAAAGUGAUUGGCUCUGCUGGCCCAAGAUCCUACAUAAUCAAUACUGGUGCAAGUCAUAUACGACGAAAUCGAACUCAGAUUUAA
Paramuricea clavata is the source of this 1176-nucleotide messenger RNA. The record is from the annotation of a GenBank genome assembly. Lineage: Eukaryota; Metazoa; Cnidaria; Anthozoa; Malacalcyonacea; Plexauridae.